Cryptotermes secundus is the source of this 1882-nucleotide messenger RNA. RefSeq names its product vacuolar protein sorting-associated protein VTA1 homolog (gene Vta1). The record is from RefSeq and is a predicted model, not a curated record. The transcript is spliced from 5 exons. The coding region runs from base 179 to 1144 and encodes 321 amino acids. Gene Ontology annotation, cellular component: multivesicular body. Gene Ontology annotation, biological process: late endosome to vacuole transport via multivesicular body sorting pathway. Lineage: Eukaryota; Metazoa; Arthropoda; Insecta; Blattodea; Kalotermitidae.
UAGCAUUUUAUUGUCUUGUUGAGAUCCGUGUGUUUGUGAGUGUUACCGUACAUGUUGGCUGCAGUUAUUUACGUUUAAGGAGAUUCGUAUAUUAACUUUCUUAUUAAUAAUCUGCGGUAUUAUUUUAAAGGGUAUCUGCCGAAAUAACAAUUGUGUCUUUGCCUAACAAUAUCUAUAAAUGGCCGUGCAAUUUCCACUAUGCCCAGCAUCACUAAAGACUAUCCAACAUUAUUUAAAAACAGCAUCUGAGCAUGAUCAACGAGAUCCAGUUAUUAGUUACUGGUGUCGCCUUUAUGCUCUCCAGAUGGGACUGAAGAUUGAUCGGAAGUCAGAUGAAGCAAAAGCACUUUUAACAAGUCUUAUGAAUUGGUUAGAAACACAGAAAAGGGCAUUAUUAGACAAUGAAGCCAUAACACAUGAACUUGCAGCCCAAGCCCAUAUAGAAAAUUAUGCCUUAAAACUUUUUGUAUAUGCUGAUAGCCAAGACAGAGCUGGAAACUUUGGAAAGAAUGUUGUGAAGGCCUUUUACACUUCUGGAAUGUUGUUUGAUGUCCUCACAACAUUUGGAGAGUUGUCAGAAGAACUUCUUCAAAAUAGAAAAUAUGCCAAAUGGAAAGCUGCUUACAUUCACAAUUGUCUGAAAAAUGGCGAGACGCCUGUUCCAGGUCCGCUACAGGAAGAAGAUAAACUGGGUGAUGGCUCCCAGAAUCAAGAAGAAGAUUCUGAUCCUAUGAGUUCUGGACUUCAAGGAGAUUAUAGAGGAACUGCUGGAACAAGUGGAAUAGGUUUUGUACAUCCUCAGAAUCCCCCAAGUGGUUUUGAUGCACCAAUACCAGCUGCAUCUAGUAUGUAUGCCCCCCCUACCACUCCAAGCCAUACCCCUAGUUAUCCUCAUGGCUUCAGUCCGUAUAACCCUCCAGCCACAGCUGCAGUACCAAAUGAUGGAGGAAUUCAUUCAGUAUCUAGCUUUGGAAAUGAAGGCUCAAGUUUGGAAGGAGGAGUUAAACUGAACCCAGAACAAAUGAACAAAGCCCAGAAAUACUGUAAGUGGGCUGGCAGUGCACUCAACUAUGAUGAUGUUCCCACGGCUAUAACAAACUUGCAAAAAGCUUUAACAUUGCUUCAAACUGGACAAGAUGGUUGAACGUGUAACACAUGAUAUACUGUACAGCAUGGCAUACUGUGUUAUCAGCAGGUUUCAUAAAUAGUCCUGAUGCUUUCACCUGUGUUCAGCACUAAGAAGAUUUACUUUUUUAUUUAUGUUGUGUAUAUGCCAAUAUUAUUUGUGGUGAGCAUUUAUUAACUUCAGGAUAUUUUCAUCAUUUACAGUGUUGAAUAUGUCAACUGUGAGAAGUAUUUGAAGCAGUUCUCAGGGUGACACGUGAUUGUGUAUGUAUGUAUAUAUAUAUAUGUCAUACACUUUAGAAAGGAAACUGUAGGAGUUCAUUUUGAAUAUUAAGUGAGUGGUCCUUAAAAUAAACUAAUGAAAACAAAACAUACUAAUUGUAAUACUUGUGUAAUACCAGAGCCAUAUAUAAAAUUUCAAGCAUAAUAAUGAAAAAUUCUUUGUUAUACCAUCAGUUUCCUACACAGUUGAAAGAAUCUUGUUUCAAUUUUAGGGUUGUUGCAGUUAUUCAUUGUCUGUACUCAGAGAAUUAUCUUAAUUUAUAUUAUCAUGAUUGUGGGGUUACCACAAGAAGGUGCAUUUUGUAUUACUGGGUGAGAGGCACUCUAACCCUUCAGGCAGCAUAAGAAACCUUGUGUGUCUCCUGACAGAAGACUGUGGAAGCUGCGCGGACAUAGUGUGUCUUGAGAGAAGUCUGUGGAAGCUGCACGGAGAUAGUAUGUGUUGAGAGAAGACUGUGGAAGCUGCGCGGAGAUA